Diutina rugosa is the source of this 2748-nucleotide messenger RNA. RefSeq names its product leucine--tRNA ligase (gene NAM2). Gene Ontology annotation, biological process: mitochondrial translation; leucyl-tRNA aminoacylation. Gene Ontology annotation, molecular function: ATP binding; aminoacyl-tRNA deacylase activity; leucine-tRNA ligase activity. The transcript has a single exon. The record is from RefSeq and is a predicted model, not a curated record. NCBI's taxonomy places the organism in Eukaryota, Fungi, Ascomycota, Pichiomycetes, Serinales, Debaryomycetaceae. The coding region runs from base 1 to 2748 and encodes 915 amino acids. Gene Ontology annotation, cellular component: mitochondrion.
AUGAAUAGACAAGUUUGUCGCCGAGCUGCCAGUUCGGCGUCACUUGUUAAUAAGACGCCUUUGACUCAACUUGAUAAGAAAUGGGCGAAAAUUUGGCUUGAAGAGUCUGGGUCUUUUCAUCCAGGAAAGAAAAAUGUUGAUCCAAAUGCACCUUCCUUCUAUUGCUUGUCCAUGUUUCCCUAUCCUCUGGGAACACUCCAUAUGGGUCAUUUGCGGGUCUAUACUGUCAGUGAUGUUAUGGCUCGCUUCAAACGCUUGAAAGGAUUCAAUGUAAUCCAUCCCAUGGGCUGGGAUGCAUUUGGGCUUCCAGCUGAGAACGCCGCCAUUGAACGAGGCGUGAACCCGGCAGUAUGGACAAAAUCUAAUAUCAGCAAGAUGAAAGAUCAAAUGCGUCUCAUGUUGGCUGAUUUUGAUUGGGAUCGUGAGGUGACCACUUGCUCUCCUGAUUAUUAUAAAUGGACACAAAAAAUAUUUUUACUACUAUAUGAACGUGGUUUGGCGUACCGGAAAGAAGCUGAAAUCAACUGGGAUCCCGUGGACAAAACAGUAUUAGCUAACGAACAGGUCGAUGCUGAAGGGCGCUCAUGGAGAAGCGGUGCCCUCGUCGAGAAGCGAAAUUUGAAGCAAUGGUUCAUCGGUAUAACACAAUACGCUGAAGCUUUGGAGAAGGAUUUGAAGCUACUUAACGGGUGGCCACUGAAAGUUAAGGCAAUGCAAAAAAAUUGGAUUGGAACUUCAAAAGGUGCAGAAGUCAAAUUCCCUACCAACAACGGUAGGGUCAUCACUGUCUAUACUUCUCGUCCAGAUACCUUGUUUAGUGUUCAAUUUGUCGCUAUAGCUUUGAAUCACCCAAUUGCUCAAGAGAUUGCCAGGAAUGACCCUAAACUCGAACAAUUCAUUAAUAAAAUGAAAGAAAAGGAUGACCCUGAAUCCAAGGAUGGGUAUCUCUUGCAAGGAACAAAGGCAUCAAUUCCGAUAGACUUCGCUAACAAGAAAUCACAGAAAUUUGACGUUCCAGUAUACGUUGCGCCCUAUGUUUUGGGCAGCUAUGGCCAUGGUGCUGUCAUGGGUUGUCCAGGGCAUGACGAUCGAGAUUAUGCUUUCUGGAAAUUACAUAAUGCUGAUAAGCCUAUCUUACAGGUUGUAUCUUCUGGCAAGGAAACCCCGGUACCUUUCACUGGUAAAACCGGCACACUUGAAGUUAGGCUGGAUCAAUUUCCUUUGGGACCUCUUUCACUUGGUAAUUAUGCUGGAAUGACGAAUACUGAUGCGGGUAAGAGAAUCACGGAGGUACUCUCCACUCUUCAAGCAGGUGGGCCUUCGACACAAUUCAAAAUCCGCGACUGGCUCAUCUCGCGGCAGCGUUUUUGGGGUGCUCCAAUCCCUAUUGUGCAUUGCAAUGAGUGUGGAACAGUUCCUGUGCCCGACGAUCAACUACCCGUACUUUUGCCUGAAAUUGAAGGUGAAAUUUUCGGGAAAGGAAAUCCAUUGACUAAGCUUCCAGAAUUUACGAAAACAACAUGUCCUAGUUGCGGCUCUGAAAAUGCACGCCGCGAAACUGAUACUAUGGACACUUUUAUGGAUUCCUCCUGGUACUUUUUCCGAUACCUAGAUGCUCACAAUAGCUCGGAACCUUUCGAUAAGGACUUAGCUUCGAAGCACAUUCCGGUGGAUAUGUACAUUGGUGGUGUGGAGCACGCAAUUCUUCACUUGUUGUAUUCAAGAUUCUUGGCCAAGUUUUUGGCAGACGUAGGGAUGUGGAAUUCUGAGUUGGCUAAAGCAAAUCACUUUGAGCCUUUUCUUCAAUUGGUGACUCAAGGCAUGGUUCAUGGUAAAACCUAUACUGACCCUGUUACCGGUCGGUUUUUGAAGCCUGAUGAACUUGAUGAGCGGAAGCUCAUCAAAGCGACGGGUGCAACACCGAAGAUUAGUUAUGAGAAGAUGUCAAAGUCAAAAUACAAUGGUGCUGACCCUGCUGAAUGCAUCGCGAAGUAUGGUGCUGAUGCUACCCGAGCCCAUAUGUUGUUUCUGGCACCCUUGUCCGAUCAGUUGAAUUGGAAUGAGGAACACAUCGCUGGGAUUACGAGAUGGUUGGACAAAGUUUUAGGAUUGGCUUCUCAAAUCGGCCAAUAUGCUAAUGAAAAUACGAAGCGUCCAUCAAGUGAUGAAUGUUUCAACGAAAAAGAAUUGAUUAAGUUGUAUAAUGGUACCUGCCUUGAAGAUGCCAUGUUGAAUCAGGCUGAGUUUGAUUUGAUUAAUGGGGUUAGCACCUUUAUCAAUAGAAUCUCGAAACUGAUUGAUGAAGAGUUGGGGUUCAAUACUAUCAUCUCAGAUUAUAUGAAAAUCACCAAUGAGUUGAUCUCGGCGAUGAAAUCGGAGAAGUACAUUGACCCCCGCAUAUUGAUACAUUGUUACCAACAACUUGUUGUGGUCAUGGCUCCAGUCACUCCCUCAGUGGCCGAAGAGGCAUGGGAACUUUUACAUCUUGCUCUUAACGAAGAGCACCAAUCGGUGUUCUACCAAAAGUUUCCUGAAGUACUUCUCUUGUCUCUGCCAUACGCCAAUUAUAAUGUUUUCAUAAAUGGUAAGGCGCGGGGGUCGUUGAAAGGACCCAAAGCUUUGGAAAAGCAACCCGAUGAGCUUCUCAAGUUGGUUCUUUCACAAGAGCAAAUCUCCAAACAUGUUCAUGGCGACAUAAAAAAAGUCAUAACCAAGCCUGGGGUAAUUAGUUUGAUCACUAGAAAGUGA